Messenger RNA from Ectocarpus sp. CCAP 1310/34, 526 nucleotides. The record is from the annotation of a GenBank genome assembly. Lineage: Eukaryota; Phaeophyceae; Ectocarpales; Ectocarpaceae.
AUGUUGCACGCAGGCUCGAUGGCGUCUGCUGGUUUGGGAGCCGGUGUUCGUGGUUUGUCUGUGACAGUCAAGGUGAGGAUUGCGUGCCACUGCGAACGGUGGAUUGUUGGACCCUACGUAUUGUCGGAGAUGUUCGUGAGCCCUAGCCCUGUUAAGGGCCGGCGGACUUGGGGCUGCUGUUUAACUGUGUGUAUUAGCUCGCAUGAGAGAGGAGAGAGGGAGAAGGAGGAGAGGCCCCAAUUCUCGAGAGAACACGGGGACUCCGCACUAUCAUCCAAAGCCUCUCAGCACAUACCCUUAACGUUGUCCCAGCUGCGUCCUACGUAACGGCUACUUUUCGACUAUCUACUUCUACGCCCGAACACCCUCCCUGGUUCUGUACGCCAGUGAAGAACCUCUAGUGCGUCGAAAAUGUGUCCGAAAAAACGAAAAACAACGACAAACCUAAAGUAAAGGGGAAACCCGGCCACCGGAUCAAAACCCCUCAGAAAUUCAACGCCUCACGCCGAUCAUAUCACGAAAGAUU